UUUCUCUGCACUCCUGUAUGCAGCUGUGGGUUGUUUAGAUGUGUCUUAUGCCAACACCUGUUAAACUAUCACAACCAUGCGAACCACAGCUGCUGUCACCUCGCUCCUCCUCCUGUUGGCGCUCACCACAGCCAGCAGCGGCGUACAGGAUGACACGGCCAAGGUCGGAGUGACAGUAUUCUUCGAGGCGCUAUGUCCUGACAGCAGACGCUUCAUUGUGCAUCAGCUGUACCCGGUGUGGCGAAGCAUCGGGGACGUCAUGGAAGUGGAUCUGCAUGCUCACGGAAAGUCCUGGGAGACAGACGCGGGGGAAUUCACCUGUCAACACGGAGAGAGGGAGUGUGCAGCCAACCUGAUGAUAACCUGCGCCCAGAAUGUUACUAGGGACUCUCAGGCGCUUAUGAAGUUUAUCCACUGUGUCAUGCAGAAGUCCCAGGGCGUCGACGGAGGCUUGUUGUGUGCCAACGAGACCGGGGUGGAUUACUCUGAUGUGGAGGAAUGCAUGAGGUCCGAUGUUGGGGUGAAGCUGCAGCACAAUAUUGGUGAGAGGCAGGCACAGCUCGACCCACGCCUCUCCUAUGUGCCUUGGAUACUCAUAGAUGACGAGUUCACGGAGAAAACACUGACGGAGGCGCAGGAUGACCUUAUGCGAGUGGUGUGUGACGCUUACAAGGGGCCGACACCCGAGGCAUGCCAGGAGUGACGCCCCGUGACUCCUGCAACCUUCUGUCCACAAUUGCGAGAUGAGAGGCAGUGGAGGGAAGGAAGGAGGGGAACUAUUGUAAACUAUUUGACUAUUGUGUUUAGUACUUAACAAGAGAAUAAACAAAGAUUGAUAAACUGUUGCUACAUGAUAUUGAGAGUUGAGUCUUUGAACUGAUAGAAAAUUAAAUAUAAACUCUCCUUCUUAA
Messenger RNA from Portunus trituberculatus (swimming crab), 911 nucleotides. RefSeq names its product gamma-interferon-inducible lysosomal thiol reductase-like. Gene Ontology annotation, molecular function: oxidoreductase activity, acting on a sulfur group of donors, disulfide as acceptor. The transcript is spliced from 5 exons. The coding region runs from base 77 to 703 and encodes 208 amino acids. The record is from RefSeq and is a predicted model, not a curated record. Lineage: Eukaryota; Metazoa; Arthropoda; Malacostraca; Decapoda; Portunidae.